AUGACAGCUGAACUAGUAAAUACAUUGAACGGACCAGUAACAGCCUUUUUUGUUGUUGUUGGCAUUAUAUUAAACGUGGAAACGAUCUACAUUUUAAUGCGACCAAUAAAAAGUCGUUUGAAGUCGAUACAUCGAACUCCAUUUACCAUUAAAGCUGGUACAUCAGUGUUGGGUAGUAAUUGGGUACGAACAAGGAGUACUUAUCCGAAACCACUGAUAUAUACGCAUCUGUUAUGGUUGUCUAUCUCUGAUACAGCGCUGCUUAUUAGUGGUUUUUUAAUGUAUUCGCUUCCAUCAUUUUUUAAAUCUUCGUUAUGUCCUUACGCAAAGUUUUUCCCAACACUGUAUUUGAUGAGUAAUGCAUCAUUAACUGCAUCCGUAUGGUUAAUGUGCGUGUUGAUGUUUGAACGUUAUCGAGCACUCUGUAGGCCAUUAGCAGCAUCUGCAAUGUCGAUUGCAAAGGUGCAUAAAAUAUUAGCUGCAGUUGUUGUUUUAGCGAUUGUAUUUUCAUUACCACGGCUAUUUGAAGUUGUUGUCGUGGAAUAUGAAGAUGGCUUUUCUGAUGUUGUACAGUCUGAUUUAGGUAAAAAUCACUUUUAUUUAUUUUACUACCGUAUUAUUGGUGGUUUAGUAUUUUAUUCUGUAUUACCGUAUAUUGUACUGUUUGCACUAUCGGCAAAAAUUUCUUUGGCACUUCGUGCUGCAGCAAAAGAGCGUCAAGUAAUGUCACGAUCGUUGUCAUCUCGAGCGAACCGUAUUGCGGAUAGUGAAUUGAUUCUUCUAGCCGUAAUGGCAAAAUUUUUACUGUCACGACUGAUGCCAACGGCAUUGGAUGUGGCCGAACAUAUUGUCACCAGUGAGAUUUUUGUUUUAUCACCGGCAGCAACAUUGUUGGUUGCAAUCAGUAACCUUAUAGUCGUUAUUUCAAGCGCAGUCAACUUCUUUAUCUACUUUUUGUUGGCAAAAUCAUUCCGUCGUUCGACAUGUUCUUGUUUCGAAAACCUGUGUCAUGACUGUCAACGUACUGAUUGUGGAAGGCCAACGGCUGAACGAUCAAACUCACCAGCAGCAAUUUUUAAGUAUAACAAUUCCGACCCGUCUCCCUCAACAUUACCUCUAUUGAAUAACGUGGAUGAUGUACAAAAAAGGAUUGGAGCAGUACCACAGGGAGUAUAG
This is a messenger RNA of Enterobius vermicularis (human pinworm), 1176 nucleotides long. The record is from the annotation of a GenBank genome assembly. Lineage: Eukaryota; Metazoa; Nematoda; Chromadorea; Rhabditida; Oxyuridae.